CUGCGCACCUUCCCGAGCCGCGAGCGCGCAAGCACCAGGCAAAAACAGGCUAGGCAAGGAGCCGCAGCCUAGCCAGGCAGCCCCCCAGGAGCUUCCCGGGGCCCCCCUGCGCCUGAUCCUACUUCUGCCACCAGCCGCACCCCGGACACGACCCCUGCGGGCCUGCCUGAGGGACUUCGCCCUCCCGGAGCUGCUACUUGCCGCCGCUGCAGUCUCGCCCGCCUGCCUGCCUCGCUCUCCCGGGAGCUGCCUCGGUGGAAGCGACGAUGUCGGAGGUGCUGCCUUACAGCGAGGAGAAGAUCGGGCCCUACGGGGACGGCGGCGAGGUGGGGCAGAUCUCCUUCACCUGCCGCCUGCAGGACACCAACAACUUCUACGCGGGGGGGCAGACCAAGCGGCCCCCCAAGCUGGGGCAGAUCGGCAGGAGCAAAUGCGGUGAGCGCAGCGGGGCAGCGAUGCGGGGCACAUGCGGGGUAGACGCGGAGUAAAAGGGGAGCAGCAGGCGGGGGGAGGCUGUCGUUGGACGCGCUUGGAAACUGCACCCCAGCCUCCCCAUUGCUUUGAGGCAAAUUGCUGGGCCCCUUGCCCCCCAAAGUUGUGGAAGUUCUUAACUUUUCCGAGAGUGGGGUGGCCUGUGAGAGCUUGCAUCCCCUUAGUUACAAACCCUUAUUUGCAAUUUCUCUGGGUUCUCCCACCACCAGGAGCUCCCAUGGCGGAGUCCUAGGUGUGCUUACUCGAGAGUAAGCCUCAUCAUGUUCCAUAGGAGCACAUACACCCCCCCCUCGAUGUGCUGGGAGCGCAGCAGUGAGGAACGACAGAGCAGCUGCUUUGAAUGCAGAAGAUCCAGGGUUCAUUCCCCCCCCCCAAAUAUCGCUAGGUAGGGCUGGGAAUGUACCCUGUCCAAAAGCCUGAAGGGCCUCUGCCAGUCAGUGUAGGUAACCCUAAGCUAGAUAGACCAGCGACCUGACUUUCAGCGCUUCUGUUAAAACCGGCCCCUUGAUUAGAGCCACGAGGUCGGGCAUCUUGCUUUGUUUUUAGAGGACGGGCCACAGCUCAGAGAUGGAGCACCUGCUUUCAAUGUCGAAGUUCCCCGGUUCAGUUCUUGGCAUCUCCAGGUAGGGAGAGGGAGCUCCCUUAUCUGAAACCUGGAGAGCUGCUGCCAGUCAGUGUAGGUAAUAGAGCCAGAUCAAACAACGGCCUGACAUGAUAUAAGGAAGCUUCCAGUGUUUCUAUGUUCGCAACAGUUCCUGUGCCCUUAUCUGAUUCUGAAUUAGAUAGGACCCCGGCUUAAAGCACCUUCCCAUAGAUAAAUACACCCUUAAAAAUGAUCCAUCUUUUUCUCCAAAACCACUUCCUUGCACAACAGCUGGGGUGAAACUUGUUUGUGCCGUAGUUCUUAAUAUGUUUUAACUCAGAGACGACCCAUUGAAUUGAAUCGACUUAAGUGGUCCGUUCAUUUCAGUGGGUCCACCCUGCGUUUGACUGAUGUUGUACGCAAUCUGCAACUGUUAAUUCUUCCUAACCCUGCACCCGUUCACCCCCUCGCCUUUUCUCUGCGCUAAGCCCAUGCAAACCUUUCUGCUCUCCUUCUCCCUCCGUCCCUCCGCAGACUUUUAGCUGUUCACCCCAUCCACAUAUCCUGGAUCCAGAAGCACCCGCAGCAGGGGGGUCCUUGACCUGGCAAUUUAAUCUUAAGAAACAUGCCCAAGGCAGGCUGGAUGUGUGCUUGUGUGUGUCAAAAGGAUAGAAGCUUAAAAAAUAAAUAAAAGGAGUACCCAUUCCCAAAGAUGGUUGUGAGGUGAGGGUCAGGUGAGGAGGCGGGAUUUAAAGCCCAAUGCAUGCAACUCCUGUCCAGGAAGAGUUUCUGCACUCUCUGCAGCAGUGCUGGGAAAGGGCCUUUGAUCGGGGCUUCAAUGGGGCCAAAGUGCUGAGUGAAAAUCACCCUUCCUCUCUCUGUGCAAGAAAAGGGCAUGCACACACAUAUCUGACACUCAUUUACCGAAGAACUGGUUUUCCAUAAGCUCCUACCGCAGUGUCAAUAAUAUGGAGUAGAAGUCUGUGUGUCUCCCAUUCCCAUGUGCUCCUAUCUCUCACAGUCCCUAUAAGACCCAGUGAAGCAAAAAUAUCUGGAGUCAAAUGAAUUUGCUGAAAUUGGAAGUUCUUCUUCUCCUGCUGGUGUCCUCGGUGUAUGUUAGCAUAUGAGAGAGAGAGAGAGAUUGAGAUUGGUCACUGUCCUCUAAGCGCUUACAAUCUAAAAUGUGGGAAAUUAGGCAGUGAGGGAAGGAAGGCUGUGGUGGUAAUUACAACAACUUUGGCUGCUGAUGGUCAAGAACAAUGUUUAAAACGAUCAAGAGACUUGUGGCACUUCAGUUUGUUUUGGUGCGCAGUGCUUAUGCCAAAAUAAAUAGGUAAGCCUUUCGGGUGCCACAAGUCUAUUCCGUUGUUUUUGCUGGAACAGCAUGGCUGUCUGGAAAUACAAUAAUAUAGAGGUGUGAGGUUAUAGACUGGGCCAUUCUCCAUUUUUGUGUGUGGGGGGGGGGUUGGACCCCACCCCAAGUAGGUGGGCCCGCUGCACAGAAACCAUGACACCCCUUUCACCCAUGUGCAGGUCCCCAGUGGGUUCCGCUUGAGAUUCUUAUUGACGUAACAGUAGUAAGACUUGGAGGUGCACAGCACUCUGCUCCAGGUGAUGAGUUGGGAAAUGUAUUAUUGAAAGGCAGGACCUCUGUCUCCUCUUGAAUCCUUAGAUCCAGUUCACUUCUGUCAAAUGAUUUGGUGGAGAGAGGAAAUGGGUUGGAGGUACCAACGUUCAAAUUUAAGAUUUUAGAGAGGUGGGCGCAGAGGAAGGAAAAUAGGACCCCAGUAGGGGACAGCGGUCAUCAAUGGGCCCUUUCCACUUACAGCUUUCGACUCGCUUACUGUACGUUUUUCCUUGAGACUGGAGGGUCUCACCCAACAUAAUUAGGGCUUAAUUAUAAUGAGUUGAAGGGGUGUGUCUGUGUGUGGUCUCUUUGUGCUUCUGAUCCUGCAAUUAAUUUUAGGAUAGUAAUGGCACUAGCUAACCUGGGACUUCAUUUGCAUGUUUUUUGGUGGAGUCGGUGCUUUUUUGUUUUGCUUACAAAAAAGAAUCUUAAUUUGAUACUCUAUAUAUCACCUUUGAGGUUGUAGAUUUUGUGACCUUCGAAAGAGCAGAUUCUCAGUGAUAAACUUUGCAGGCACUCCUCUGGAAAGAACAGCACAUAUUUGGACUGAAAUCAUCUUUUCAGAAAGGAGUGUGUGUGUGUACAUGUACGUACACACCCUACAGUCAUGGGGAGGGUGACAGCAGAUUUUCUGAGUCACAAGUAAAAAACGUUUUGUGACUGCAACUCUAAUUUCACUCACUAGGUAAUGAUCCCCUACUGGACAUAGUGUGACUGGAGAUUAAUUUUUAUUUUAUUUUUGCGUGGAAGAGGGAUUAAAAAUAAUUGCAAAUGAUAAAUGAUGGUUUUCAAGGUGAGUAAAUGGAUGUAAAUUCAACUCACACACUUUCACUCCCACUAAUUCGCUCUGAGACAAAUCCACCAGGUAAUUCUCCUGUACAAGACCUGGGAUAAAUUGUUAAUCUGAUGCAGGGCUCAUUUCUUUGGACUGUCAGCUACAGAACUUCAGAUCUCUGGUUCACAUUUGUCCCUUUCUCAUUUUAUCACCCAUUUUAAAGCCCCGCCCCACCCUGUGGCUUUUUACUAUAGGGCGAUGUCAGCAAUUAAAAUCCAAAUAAUGGAAGCUUCAUAGAAUCUUAAAUGCUCUGCUUUCUUUUCUUUUUAUCUGCUUACAGUUGUCAUUGAAGAUGACAGAAUUGAUGAUGUCCUCAAAAACAUUUCAGAGAAACCACCUCCGGGAGUUUAAAUCUUUCCACAGAGACACUGAGUGAAAAAGAGGGGGAAGAAAAUGAUUGACCUUUUAUUAUUGGGUAAACAAAAAACAAAAAAGGCAAGCAAACUAAUAGCACUUUGAAGUUAUUCCUUGCUAUCCUGUGACCCAUCUUGCGAAAUCCUUAGGAGCAGGCUCAGAGGCAGACGGUGUGAGAUGAGUUUUACUCAUGUGUGAAAAGAUAAAAAUAAAAAAUAAAAAAUCCAAUCCCAACUAGAUUCCAGGAACUGUAAAAUGCAAACCGUACAAAUUGAAAUGUACGAAGAAGAGCUCAGUUGUCUAAAUUAAGACUGGUGCUCCCCUUUUUUUUCCUCUGGAUGAUGAGUAAUUGGGAAUUUGGAUUUUAAAAAGUCCCUUAAACAUACAGAACAGAAAAAAGGCAGGGAAUCUAGCAGUGUUUUCUUGGAAAUCUUGGGAAGUGUCACUGUUUAUACUUGUUCUGAACAAGCACUUGUUUACA
This is a messenger RNA of Podarcis lilfordi (Lilford's wall lizard), 4372 nucleotides long. NCBI's taxonomy places the organism in Eukaryota, Metazoa, Chordata, Lepidosauria, Squamata, Lacertidae. The record is from the annotation of a GenBank genome assembly.